CCGCGACUUGUCUAGGCCCACGCGGCUCUUUGGCCACAUUAACUCUUUCAGCACCACAUCACCGCAGGCACUUGGCCUCGCCAGUCUCUCAGAGUGAUGCAUUAAAAAAAAAAAAAGGUUCCAUUUUUAUAUAAAAAUUUUGCAGUUGGCUUUGAACUCAUCCUUCCUGAGAGAGAGAGACGAAUAACAAACUUACUGGCCUGACUAAUAUGUUUUGGCUAUUGUAUGCACUGCAGGGAUGUUGAUUUAUUGGUUUUUGGUUUUAAAUCAUCACCUGCUUUUAUCUACUAUUUCUUUUUUUCAAGUUGUAUCAGCUGCUUGUGUUGUGUCAGUUUGUUGCUUUGACAUGUAUAAGUGUUUUGACAGCUGUAAUGCUUCACCCCCCUUUUCUGUUUUUGUGUGUGUUUUUUUUAAAAAAGAUUGACCUAAAACAAACGGGCAAGUUGGAAGGGACCCCAGAGAUCAUCUUGUGGGAUGUAAAGCUGCAGUCAAGUGCAGCAUUCCGACUAAGGGCCUCCAUGUUCUAACCGGUUGCUGUGACAACCUGUUUGUCGGUUGCUGGUAGUUUUGAAAGGUAACUGCUCAGUUGAAGUCACCUCAGGACCAACUUCCCUCUGGCAUAGUUUAUUUGCUUGUUAUGUAACCUCAGCCUGCCUUCAGGUACAGUUCUGUUAACCGGAAUGAAUCUGAGAGUAAAAUAGUUUCAUGUUAACAUGAAUCAGAUUCAUGUGUGUACAGUGGUACCUCGGGUUACAGACGCUUCAGGUUACAGACUCCACUAAUCCCGAAAUAGUACCUCGGGUUAAGAACUUUGCUUCAGGAUGAGAACAGAAAUUGUGCAGCGGCGGUGCAGCAGCCCCAUUAGCUAAAGUGGUGCUUCAGGUUAAGAACAGUUUCAGGUUAAGAACGGACCUCCGGAACGAAUUCUUAACCCAAGGUACUAUUUCUGGGUUAGCGGAGUCUGUAACCUGAAGCGUAUGUAACCUGAAGCGUAUGUAACCCGAGGUACCACUGUAUUCUUUAAGAGGGAUUCAAAGGGAUUUUUAACUUGGAAGGCAUCUUUAUUAGUAGAACUCAGACGAGUCAGCAACAAGCUGAUCGCUGCAUAAACUUAUAAAGGGGAUUGUUUAACUCUGCUAAAGGAAACCUUCCCACAAUUGUAUGCACUGCAGGGAUAUUGGUUUUUGGUUUUAAAUCACCACCUGCUUUUAUCUACUAUUUAUUUCUUUUUUAAAAGUUGUAUCAGCUGCUUGUGAUGUGUCAGUUUGUUGCUUUGACACGUAUAACAUUGACAGCUGUAUUGCUUCCCCCCCUUUUUUCUGUUUUAUUUUUUUUAAGAAAAGAUUGACCUAAAAGAAACGGGCAAGUUGGAAGGGACCCCAGAGAUCAUCCAGCCCAACCCACUGCAGUGUAGGAAUCUCAGCUAAAGCAUCCAUGACAGAUGGCCACCCAACCUCCAAGGAAGAAGAGUCCAUCACCUCCCGAAGGAGUCCUUUCCACUGCUGAACAGCUCUGACUGUCAGAAAGUUUUUCUGUGUGUCCAUCGACUCUGCACGGGGUGGGGGCUUCAGAUCAGCCACGAUGAAGCUCACUGGGUGAGCACCGGCUCUCUGCCUAACCUACCUUGCAGGGUUGUUGCGGGGCAUAGCUGUCAACCAUCCCUUAUUUGGCAGGAAACUCCCUUAUCCCGGCGCCGUGUUCCGCUGCUGUCCCUUAUUGAUGAUGUCCCUUAAAUUUCCCGGGAAGCAGCGGCUCAGGGUCCUCCGCCGAGAGAGAGAGCGCGCGCACGAGCUGCCGCAUCUCCGUCUCUCCCAAGGAGACGGCCCAAGAGUCUCCCUCCCUCCCUCUCUCUUGGGUGGGGGCCGGUGUGGGCAAGAGUCUCCCUCCCUCUCUCUCGGGUGGGGAAGGGCAGAUGGAACUCCUUGCGCCAGGACAACGGCAGCCCCGACGUGCUGCUUAGUAUACCCUCCAACCAGUGCAGCAUCUUAAUGUAGUGAUUUCCCCCUCUGCAUCCCUUUCAUAACUCUAUUUUUAUAAAUCAUUUGUCCAUCCAUAGUUCAAAUUUUUACUACAAGUUUUCUGUCAGUCCUACCAAUGUAUGUAACUCUUGACAAUAGCUUUUCAACUAAAUUAUAAACUUUCCCCAUUCUUUAUUAAAGAGGUCCUCUUCCUGGUUUCUAAUUCUGCCUGUAAGCUUUGCCAUCUCGACGUCGUUCCUUAGUUUUGUCUGCCCCUCUUCUUUGGUGGGAGUUGUAGACCCUUAGGAUCAUGUAGUCCAACCCCCUGCAAAACACAGUCAGUCGCAGCAAAAGCAGCCUGGCUCCAUCAGUGGCGGAUUUCUGUAUAAGCCAAGCAAAAUCCCUUAUUUUCGCUGCUGAUCCCUUAUUUUCGAGGUUGCUGGUCCCUUAUUUUCAAAUCUGUAAGUUGACAGCUAUGUUGUGGGGGGGGUGAAAUGAGGAGGGAGAGAACUGCGUACGCUGCGUUGAGCUCCUUUGGAGGAAAAAAAGGGGAAUAUAAAUGCAAUAAAUGAAACAUCUUGACCGAAGCACUACCAAGGGAUGGAUUUCGAGAACCUGCGAGUCAGAAUGGGGCGGGGGGGGGGGGUCCUUCUCUGCCAAAAAAAGCUUGCAAAAAAGGGCUGUUGGGGACAACCAACCUUGCACGGCUCCAGCCGGCAGGGGGCAGAUGGGGAAACCGGCAGAUCGCCCGGGGAAAAUGCACUUUGCACUUUCCCAGGAAUCCUACCAAGGCUCCUCCUCUUCCUCCCUCCCUCCCUUCCUUCUUCCUUCCCUCCAUUUCUCCCUCUUUCCCCCUCCGUUUCUUUCUCUUCUUAUGUAAGAUCCAUGUGGUUCAGCGCCUAGGCUUGCAAUCUGAAGUCGUCCUUGCAAAUAUAAAUAAACCGUAAGUCAGGAGACUCUUCUCCUCGCCCCUCGGUUUUCCAAUAGGGCGCGUUUUAUUUGCUAUUUCAAGCAAUGCUGGUUGAUGCGCAGGUGAGACAGAACUGGGGAACUGGGUGGAUGCCGCUUCCAAGUUUUUAACACUUGCAAAGCAGCAGCCAACUAAGGAAAAACCCAAGAAUAUUGAGUCAGACCAUCGGUUCACCUCGCUCAGCGUUGCCUGCGCAGACUGGCAGCGGUUCUCCAAGGUAUCUGGUAUCUCCAGUUAGGGCUGAGACACUCCCUGCCCAAAAUCCUGGAGAGCCGCUGUCGGUCAGUGUGGACAAUAUUGAGCUAGGUGGACCAGUUGCCUCGCUCAAUAAAGCUGUCUCUAUUUCCAGAGGAGUUGUAUAAUGCUCCAACCAUGCAAGGUUGACGCCCACCGUGUGUGUGUGUGUGUGUGUGUGUGUGUGUGUGUGUGUGUGUUUGUUUGCGUGUUUGCAUUCCUUUCAUUAGCUAAGCCAGGAGCUCCUGGUCCCACUCAGUGAAGCUCUUCCUUAGAGCAAAAUUGCCCUUGUAUGUUUGCAGCCGACUCCAUCACCUUUGCCAGAGACUCACCAAGACUCAGAUCCUGGACCUGGCGAUCCUGGAGCAGUUCCUGGCUCUCCUCCCCCCGGAGAUGGAAAACUGGGUGAUGGGAUGCAGAAAGGAGACCAGUUCCCUGGCCAAAGGUUUCUGCCAGAGCCAGGCAGAGGACAUGAAGCAGGAGGAGGAACAGCAGGUGAGAGAUGGCUUCAUCCAGGUGCUUACGCUUUAGGUCAGUGGUUUUGAAUACAGUGGUACCUUGGUUCUCAAACGCCUUGGUACUCAAACAACUUGGAACCCAAACACUGCAAACCCGGAAGUAAGCAUUCCAGUUUGCGAACUUUUUUCGGAAGCUGAACAUGCUCCAUUUUGAAUGCCAUACUUCCGUUUUGAGUGUUACGCUGAGGUCUGUCUGUUUUUGCUAUUUAAUUUGCGUUUUUGUUUUUGUGGCUCUUUUUUUGUGACUGUGUGGAACCCAGUUCAGCUACUGAUUGAUAGUGUGACUGCAGUACAUAGUUUAUUGCUUUCAUUUUAUGGAUCAGUGGUCUCGUUAGAUAGUAAAAUUCAAGUUAAAUUGCUAUUUUAGGGGUUGUUUUUAAAGGUCUAGAACGGAUUAAUCCAUUUCACAUUACUUUCUAUGGGAAAGCGUAUGGGGAGGUUUACUUUAGCAGAGUUAAACAAUCCCCUUUUUAAGUUUAUGCAGCGAUCAGCUUGUUGCUGACUCAUCUGAGUUCUACUAAUAAAGAUGCCUUCCUGGUUAAAAAUCUCUUUGAAUCCCUCUUAAAGAAUACACACACAAAUCUGAUUCAUGUUAAUACAGUCAUACCUUGUGUUACGUCCACUUCAUGUUACGUUCUUUCAGGUUACGUCCCGCAGCAACCCGGAAGUACCGGAAAGGGUUACUUCUGGGUUUCGCUGCUUGCGCAUGCGCAGACGCGCAAAAUGACAUCAUGCGCAGAAGCAGCAAAUUGCAACCUGCACGUGCACAGACGCGCCGCUGCGGGUUGCGUUCUUUUCAAGUUGCGAACUGGCCUCUGGAACGGAUCCCAUUCACAACCAGAGGUACCACUGUAUAAAACUAUUUUACUCUCAGAUUCAUUCAGGUUUACAGAACUGUACCUGAAGGCAGGCUUAGGUCACAUAACAAGCAAAUAAACUAUACCAGAGGGAAGUUGGUCCUGAGGUGACUUCAACUAAGCAGUUACCUUUCAAAACUACCAGCAACCGACAAACUGGUUCUCACAGCAACCGGUUAGAACAUGGAGGCCCUUAGUCCUCUGUCGGAAUGUUGCACUUGACUGCAGCUUUACAUCCCACAAAGCACACCUUGGUUUUGGAAUGCAUUGGUUUUGGAAAGGACUUCCGGAACGGAUUAAGUUUGAGAACCAAGGUACAGUGGUACCUCUGGAUGUGAACGGAAUAUUCCAGAAAGAACUUGAGGAUUGGUCUAGGAAAGGUUGCUAGGCAACAGAAAAAUCUCCCCAGAACGGGUGCCUUUAUUAACGGCAUGUGGUCAAUAAAGGUCAGUCAGUGUGUAAAUGAACAGAAGGGUAAAUGAGUCAGCAACUGAGUUUCUGGCCAGAUGGCUGGAGGAGAAGGAAUUGUGUUGUUUUAUUUGACCAAUGUAAUUUUUUUAAAAAAAAUAAUAAAGAUUCUCUGUAGAAAGAAACUCUGCUGUAAGCCUUAAAAAAUAAAAACCAAGAGUAGGUGCAGAGCAUACCCACCAUGGCUAGAGGCCUUCAAUAGCUCUCUCCUCCAAUAAUUUGUCUAAUCCUCUUUUAAAGCCGUCAGAGUUGGUGGCCAUUGCUGCCUCCUUGCUGGGGGUGUGUGACCCCCCCGGUGGGCGGAGCCAGAGGCAAAAAGUGGGUGGAACAAUGAAUGUGACUCUUAACUUUGGUAUAGUAAGCAUCGUUCUAGCUGUGGAAGCAAGAGCAAAUCUCACAUUUCAAGUGGUAUGUUCCAACCAGGAGAAAGCCCUUGAGGAGGUGUGGCCUUGGAGGGGGGUUCAGAGGGCCAGGCAGAGAGGUCUGGGGGUCCACAUUUGGCCUGAGGUGCCCGCCGCUGUUGCAAAGGUCUAAAAUGCCCUCCGACCUUCUUUUGUCUCCCUUGCAGAUGGUGAAAACAACAGAACCACAGAAUUUCAGAACUGGAGAAUUAGAAGGGGCAUCUAGUCAGACGCCCUGCGAUGCAGGAAUCGCAGUCCUGGUCUUGUGGCCGCCACCCCCGGACGUGAGCCCCUGCUCCGUUGCAAAAAUGAUGGUGACAUUUUCUUCCAGACCGUCUUCUCCUCUGCGUGGCGCAGAAACUGUUUCUGGAGACCUGCUGCAUCAGUUGCAGGAAGAAGGAGUGGAGAGCUGUGCAGGAUCUGCCCCUUCCCCUCGGCUUCUGGUACUGUUGCCCGAUGUGCAGGCUUUGAAUGCUCUGCGUCAGGCAUAGGCCACCUCGGCCCUCCAGAUGUUUUGGGACUACAACUCCCACGAUCCCUAGGACCAGUGGUCAGGGAUGAUGGGAAUUGUAGUCCCAAGACAUCUGGAGGGCCGAGGCUGCCUAUGCCUGCUCUGCAUAGUUUCUGUUUUCUUUUUGCAGCUCUAAUAUGUUCUUCCUUAGCUGCAGAAGAACUUUGGAAGAGCCUGGCUGCAAGUUCAGGCCAGUGGCCAGCCAGAUGCCACAGUGGAAAUCCUGCAAGCAAGAUAUGAGCUCAGCAGCCUCGCUCUCCCCACUUGUGAUUCCCAGCGCCUGGUAUUCAGUCCCAUUGACAUCUUUAGGAUUUCCUUUCAGUAAGAACAUACAAAGAGCCGAUUGGAUCAAGCCAAGAGCCCAUCUAGUCCAGCAUUCUGUUCUCACAGUGGCAGUUUCCGAGCACAAUACAAAGUGUUGGUGCUGACUUUUAAAGCCCUAAACAGGCUUGGCCCAGUAUUUCUGAAGGGAGUGUCUCCACCCCCAUCGUUCUGCCCAGACACAGAGAUCUAGCUCUGAGGGCCUUCUGGCAGUUCCCUCCCUGCAAGAAGUGAGCUUACAGGGAACCAGGCAGAGGGCCUUCUCAGUAGUGGCACCUGCCCUGUGGAACGCCCUCCCAUCAGAUGUCAAGGAGAUAAACAACUAUCUGACUUUUAGAAGACAUCUGAAAGCAGCCCUGUUUAGGGAAGCUUUUAAUGGUUGAUGUUUUAUUCUAUUUUCAGUAUCUGUUGGGAGCCACCCAGAGUGGCUGGGGAAACCCAGCCACAUGGGCGGGGUAUUAUUAUUAUUAUUAUUAUUAUUAUUAUUAUUAUUAUCAACCAGAUGCCCCAGUGCAGGAAAUGAGCACAUCAGUGCUGCUCUCUCUGCCCUUCCCCAAAAGUGGUAUUCAGAGCGCCUUUGAAAAGCUUUAUUAGCUACCAAUGAUGCUUUGAAAGAGGAUUAAACAAAUUCAGGGAGGAUGAGGCCACUGGUGGCAACGAACCCUGACGGUUGUGGACCGGGCAAUAAUGCUUCUGAAUACCAGUUGGUGAAAACCACAGGAGAGGAGAAGGCUCUUCUGCUCAGGGGCUGCUUGAGGGUUUCGUACAGAUUUAUGUCUUGCCAAAUGCAAGGUGGUUCUUUUAAAAUGAGAUCCAGAAGCAAGACGAAAUACACAAGUGAAUGAGAAGAUUAAAUAUUUCAUUCUGAAACAGCAAGCAAUGUAUACAGACCAAGCAAACACUUCAAUCUGCCACUUGGAAGCCUUCAAGAAGCCUCAGUUUGCACGGAUCUGUGGCCGAUCAGUCCAUGCAUGAGCUUCAUAGAAACCUAGCCCAGACCAUCUGAUUUUAUAUAUAGCCUGUGUGGCGACUGGCUACGUGCAGAUCAUCCAUUAGCCAUCCCCUCCCAAUACCUCACUUUUUAAAAAAACAAUGUCCAACAUCAAAGAAGGUACCGUAUUUUUCGCCCUAUAGGACGCACCGGCCCAUAGGACACACCUAGUUUUGGAGGGGGGAAAUAAAGAAGAAAAAAGCUUCCCCCGACCCCAGCCCACAGAACAGGCAGCUCUCUGCAAGCCUUGGGAGACCGUUGCGACUUCCCGCCAGGCUCCCACUGCUUGCGGAUAUCUGCCUGAAGCCCAAACCAGGUUGGGGAACAGCGGGAUGGCGGCGCUGCGCCUCCCCGCUGUCCCCUGAGCUUGCGGGGCUGGCGGUGGGGAGAAGCGCGCUUCUCCCCGCUGCCAGCCUCCAAACCAGGUCGGGGAACCGAAGCCCGGCGCGUGCUGUGCAGCGCGCCCCAGGCUUCGAGAUGCAGGCUGCUAUCCGCAAGCCUAGGGAGCCCAACGGGAACUCCCGCGGGCUCCCAAGGCUUGCUGAGAGCUUCCUGAAGCCUGGAGAGCGAGGGGUCGGUGCGCACCGACCCCUCUCACUCUCCAGGCUUCAGCGAAAGCCUGCAUUCGCCCCCAUAGGACGCGCACACAUUUCCCCUUCAUUUUUGGAGGGGGAAAAGUGCAUCCUAUAGGGCGAAAAAUAUGGUACCCAGCAUUAUCCUCCCAACUGAUUAUGGCAGCUGUGUGUGGGGCUUUACCGCCUCCCAGCAUUUUCAGGACAUUAAAGACUCUUCCCACGCCAUCAGAAAACUUAACAAGAGCGAGGAAGGGGGAAGGAACAGAGGCAGGAAGGGUAACCGUGUCAGAUCACUAAGUCCUCGAUACAUUCGAAAUAAAUUAAAAAAUUACCCAGUAGCACCUUAGAGAUCAACUAAGUUCUGGGUAUAAGCUUUUGUGUGCAUGCACACUUCUUCAGAUUCUUCAGGUAUUCUUCAGAUUCUUCACAAAAUUUUACACCCAGAACAAACUUAGUUGGUCUAUGGUGCUACUGGACAUUUUUUAAUUUUUAUUUUUUUCUGACUGUGUCAGACCAACACGGCUACCUACCUGAUCCACAAUACAUUUUUGGCUUCCAAGUGCAUUUCCCAUACAGUAUGUAGUUAGCCAUUGUGAAAACGGGGAGUUGAAGUAGAUGAGCCAUAGGCCUGAUCCAGCAAAGCUCUUGACAUGUUCUCCAGCAAGGGUGACUGCUUUUCCAGGGAGAAACCGACCUUGUCUAGUAGCCACAACGGCUAUGUUCCACCUCCACGAUCGGAGGCACCAUAACUCGGAAGUAACAUUCGCUGGGGAACAAGAGAGGCCUCUUGUGCUCGGGUCCUGCAUCCCAUUGGGGCUUCUGGGCUCUUCAGACAUCCUUUGGAUUCCGCAGGGGAACCUGCAGUCACCUCGCCUUAACUACCUCUUUGGAUUGCUAAAUUACCUAUGAACGCCAAAAAUGUGAAUCUCCUUAAGGACAACUGUGAAGGAUGUUGGAUUGAAGAGAAGGGGAAUUUGGAAAUAGGGACAAACCAGAAGUUGUUACUGUUGGGCCGAGUUGUUGUGGCGGGGAUGUUGCAGUUGUUUCAAACAUUGCAAGUUCUGGAUGGGAUGGAGGGUCUCAGGAGGUGGCAGAGGGAUGCUCCUAGAGUUGUUUGGCAGGGCAGGAAGCCUCGAGUUAAGCUUAAGAUAUUGAUGGAUGCUAAAGAAGGAGGUGGACCUGCCCUGCCAGACCUUUAAACUUCAUUGUGAACCAUCUGCCUUUUGCUGAUUGAGAAAAUGGUUGCUUCUGGAAAACACUGAAGUUGGACAAUGGCAGACGAAGUUGAUGGAGUAUAGGGAAUUAGCGGAAAUGACUGGCAAGAUCCGAGACCAGGGUGAAGAGUCGGUGGAAGAAGAUUGGAAAAAGUUUAAAGAUUAUUAUAGAAAUAUUGUAAAAUUAAGGAAUGUUAGAAAAAUGUUGGAAUGAAAUUACAUGGCUUUAGUAGAAAUGUCAUAAGGAAUUAAGUAUAAAUAGAUUAAUAGAAAAUUAAAGGAAAAGUAUGGCAAGAAUGUGUUAAGAUAAUUAUAGAACUAAAAACAGAGUAAGAUGGAAAGGAAUUGCUGAAACAAAUAAUAGAAGUGGAAUACAAAAAGGGAGGUAUGAGGAAGUCACUGGAAAUAAGUGAAUGAAUUAUAAGAUAUUGAAAAUGUUUGAGGUGCUUUUUAAAAUUGUUUUUGUCUGUUUUUGCUUGAUUUGUUAGUCCAUUCGUAUUGUUUUCUCUUUUUGUUUCUUCUUUUUCUCUGUGUUUGUAGUGCUGUGUUGGAAAUUUUGAAAAAGUAAUAAAUAUCAUUUUUUAAAAAAAGGAUUGCUAAAUUAUCUGUGAGAUAAAGCUCUUCCCUUUUUGGUGCUUUCAGGGCCCGGUGACCUUGGAGGAUGUGACCGUGCAUUUCACAGAGGAGGAGUGGGCCCUUCUGGAUCCGGGCCAGAGGGCCUUGCACAGAGAAGUCAUGGAGGAGAAUUACAGGAAUCUGACCUCUCUGGGUUCGUAUCCUCCUCCUCUUAGCCUGAGGUUCCCCACCCACUCAGGACAGCAUCAUAAGAUCAUAGCACGAGGUCUCAGUUGUUGUCCCUGCUGCUUUUGAGCUCUGCUGACAGAGGCGCUAAGGAUGAAAUGUGUGACCUGAUACAUACCGAGGGCUUUGUUGUUGUUUAGUCAUUUAGUCGUGUCCGACUCUUCGUGACCCCCUGGACCAGAGCACGCCAGGCACUCCUGUCUUCCACUGCCUCCCACAGUUUGGUCAAACUCAUGCUGGUAGCUUCGAGAACACUGUCCCACCAUCUUGUCCUCUGUCGUCCCCUUCUCCUUGUGCCCUCAAUCUUUCCCAACAUCAGGGGCUUUUCCAGGGAGUCUUCUCUUCUCAUGAGGUGGCCAAAGUAUUGGAGCCUCAGCUUUAGGAUCUGUCCUUCCAGUGAGCACUCAGGGCUGAUUUCCUUCAGAAUGGAUAGGUUUGAUCUUCUUGCAGUCCAUGGGACUCUCAAGAGUCUCCUCCAGCACCAUAAUUCAAAAGCAUCAAUUCUUUGGCGAUCAGCUUUCUUUAUGGUCCAGCUCUCACUUCCAUACAUCACUACUGGGAAAACCAUAGUUUUAACUAUACGGACCUUUGUUGGCAAUAUGCUUUUUAAGAUGCUGUCUAGGUUUGUCAUUGCUUUUCUCCUAAGAAGCAGGCGUCUUUUAAUUUCCGAGGGCUAGAUACAACUAAAUAGUUAUGCUAGUGGGAUGUAAAAUGAACCCCACAAGUGCCGUGGGUCUAUUUUUCUCCUCUCUUCUGCUUGUGUGCCCCUCCAAAUUAGUUCUGGCAAGUUGGGAGAACCUCAGGCACAACACGAGGAGAUUAGGAGAGGGGAGAUUUUGUUGCCUGGCAAGUGUGAUGUCAAAUUUGCUCUGGGCUUCCAGAGCUCUAUAAUACACAACCUUCAAUUUUGAGGGUCUGAUUUACAAAGCAAAUUUAUCUGACCUACCAAGACGCCACUGAUUUUGGCAGCAGAUGCAAAGAGAUGUGGGGUGGGUGCAACCCAGUGCUCUGAUGAGGAUGAAACCCUACUCCUUCCUGCUUCUCAGACCCAUCUGAGAACUCCUAGCCCAGCUGAUAUGCACAGUUCAGGUGUGAGGUGUGUGUCCUGUGUGUGUACAUGCAAGGGUGUAUGUCUGAGAAAGACAAUGUGGAGUGGCCAUGCUCAUCUUUGGCCACACUUACCGCAUUUUUUCGCUCUAUAGGACGCACCCGACCAUAAGACGCACCUAGUUUUAGAGGGGGAGAACAAGGGGGAAAAAAUCUCUCCCUCUCUGCGCAGUGCCCCUUCAGCGAAGCAGCAAGAGAAGCGGAGCCCCUUCCAUUUCUCCUCCUGCUUUGCUGAAGGGGCGCUGUGCAGAGAGGGAAAGCUGCGCAGCACCUCUCCAGAGAAGCAAAGCCAGAAGAGCAAGAGGGAUCGGUGCACUCCAUAGGCUUCGCGUUGGUUUCGCUGAAGCCAUGGAGCCUGCAUUCGCUCCAUAAGACGCACACACAUUUCGUCUUAAUUUUUGGAGGUGGAAAAGUGCGUCUUACAGAGCGAAAAAUACGGUACCUUCAGCAUGCGGCCCGCAGGAACAUUGAUCAAGGGUGAACGCGGCCCAGUCUUAGUGCCCAUCAACAGUGGCUGCCCCCUGACUAUCCUUCCCCUUCUGCUUUUCACACAGACAUUAAUUGGGAUUGUUCUCAAAUUUUGGUGUCCGUUCCUCCCUGAUCAGGUCUCCAUUUGUAUUCCUGCAGGUGAUGGGGGAGAGAGCAGUGAAGAGAAUGAACCCCAGGGAAUUAAAACUGAAGCAGAAGAGAAUUUGAGGAAGGACACUGUUGUUCCAGACGGUGCUGGCUUCAAUGAAACUCUGAUGCUGGAAAAACAUCAUACAGGCAAGAAACAGGAAAACGUCUCUCCUUGUGUAAGAAACCCAGCUAGAAUAUUGAAUCCCAGCACCCUUGGAAGAAAACAUAAUGGGGAUAAACUGUUUCAAUGUUCAGAGUGUGAAAGGAGCUUCAAGUACAAGUCACUUCUUCAUCUACAUGAAAGAACCCACACAGAAGGGAAACACUAUAAAUGUUCAGAGAACAGAAAGAGUGUCCGUCUGAGCUCCAAGCUUCCUGCUCAUCAACAAAUCCACACUGGGGGGGAACCAUAUAAGUGCUCAGUGUGUGGAAAUAACUUUGCUGAUAGCAAUAAACUGUCUAAACAUGAAAGAAUCCACACAGAAGGGAAACCACAUAAAUGUUCAGAGUGCGGAAAGUGUUUCCGGCAGACCUACAACCUUUUUAAUCAUCAAAGAAUCCACACUGGAGAAAAACCAUAUAAAUGCUCAGAGUGUGGAAAGAGCUUCACAGACCGUAGUGGCCUUACUCGUCAUCAGAGAACCCACACAGGAGAGAAACCACAUAAAUGUUCCAAUUGCGGAAAGUGCUUCAGCCGCUACAGUCACCUUCUUAGUCAUCAAAGAAUCCACACAGGGGAGAAACCGUAUAAAUGCUUGGAGUGUGGAAAGGGUUUUGCUCAGAGCUCUGCACUUCUUUCUCACCAAAAAGUCCAUUCAGGAGAGAGACCGUUUAAAUGUUCUGAGUGCGAAAAGUGUUUCCGUCUGAGCUCCAAACUUCUUGAUCAUCAAAAAAUCCACACUGGAGAAAAACUAUAUAAGUGCUCAGUGUGUAAAAGCAGCUUUGCGUACAAGAGACAUCUUUCCUUACACGCAAGAAUUCACACAGGAUAAACCAUAUAAAUGCUUAGAGUGUGGAAAGAGCUUCACUAGGAGCUGUGUGCUGUUAAAUAAAGAAUCCAUUCAGGAGGGAAACUAUAAAUGCUCAGUGUGUGGAAAAAGCUUAAGAGAUCAUAGUAGCCAUUCUCAUCAUCAGAGAAACCACAUAGAAGCCACAUAAAUGUUCCAAUUGUGGAAAGUGCUUCAGCCAGAAUAGUGACCUUCUUAAUUAUCAGACGCUCCAUACAUGUGAGUUUGGGGAAAGCUUCAGUUGUAGCCAAACCCUUGCUUACACAUGGGGGAGAAAGCAUUUUCAUGUUCAGAGUGUGGAAAGUACUUUGACCAUAAGUUACUAACUACCAAAAGGCCCAUACAGGUGAGAAGUUAUAUAAAUGUUCAGAGUGUGGAAAGAGCCAAAGCAAUAGCCUCUUUAACCACAAAAUAAUCCAUUUUGCAGAGAAAGAAUAUCAUUGUUUGGGAUGUGGAAAGGGCUUCAGCUGAAGGGUACGUCUUAGUAUGGAAUGCGGGUGGCACUGUGAUCUAAACCACUGAGCCACUUGAGCUUGCAGAUCAUAAGAUUGGCGGUUCGAAUCCUCACAGUGGGGGUGAGCUCCCGUUGCUCUAUCCUAGCUCCUGCCAACCUAGCAGUUUGAAAGCAUACCAGUGUGAGUAAAUAAAUAGAUACCACUGCGGUGGGGAGGUAAAUGGUGUUUCCAGGUGCUCUGGCAAUCGUCACGGUGUUGUGUUGUGCCAGAAAUGGUUUAGUCAUGCUGACCUCAUGAUGCAGAAAAAUGCAGGCUCCCUCGGCCUGAAAGCGGAGAUGAGCGCUGCACCCUCAUAGUAGAAUUUGACUGGACUUAACCAUCCAGGGGUCCUUUAGUGUACAUCAGAAACCCCAUACAGGAGUGAAAUCAUAUAAAGGUCCAUUGAAUGGAAAGAGCUUCAGCCACGUUGGUGGCUUUAGUUUCCAUCAGUGAGUCCACACCGGAAAAGAACUAUAUACAGUGGUACCUUGAUUCUCGAAUGGCUUGGGUCCCAAACAAAUCGGCUUCUGAACGUUGCAAACCUGGAAGUAAGUGUUGUGGUUUGUGAAUGUUUUUCAGAAGCCGAAUGUCUGACGUGGCUUCCAUGGCUUACUGAGUGCAGGAAGCUCCUGCAGCCAAUCAGAAGCCGUGCCUUGGUUUUUGAACAGUUUUGGGAGUUGAAUGGACUCCUGGAACGGAUUAAGUUUGACAACCAAGUUACCACCGUAGUUGCCAUGGAAAGAGUUUUCAGGUGAGCAGAGUGGUUGCGUAUCACCACCAAAUCCUCACAAGGGAAUAAGUCAUUUAAAUCCUCAGUCAGAUGUGGUAUCUGUCACAAGGAAAGCACUUACACAGGAAAGACCAUAGUCUCUUUUGCACAUAACGCCAAAGCGUGGUUAACAGAAGAAGAGCUUGCUGGAUCAGGAAAACGGGUCCUCUCCACUCUUGUGGUUUCCUGCAAGUAAGGACAGAACAUUGCUCACAGCACAGCCUCCAUCCUCCUCCAUUGAUGGACUUACCCUCCUUUAAUUUCUCUAAACCUCUCUUAAAGCCAUCCAAGUUGGUGGCCGUCACUGUUUCCUGCUGGAGUGAGUUCCACAGUUUAUCUAUGUAAAAUAAGUACUUUCCUUUCUUUACUUGUCCUGAAUUUUCCAGCUUCAUUGGAUAUCCACAAGAUUUCGUGUUGUGUGAGAGGGAUAAAAACUUUCCUCUAUCAACUUUCUUCCUGCCAUGCAUAGUUUUGCAAACGUCUGUCAUAUCAUCUCUUGCUCGCCUUUUUCUAUAAAUGAUGUUUUAUUAAACCAUGGCUUAGUGAUAUCUGUGAAACUAACCCAGCAGUUUAACUAUGGUCUGUUAAAUAUUAUUAAAAGUCAACAAAAGUUUGUAAUCCUCAUUUGACAUUAGCCAGGGUUUUGUGUUAUAUUUGAAUGCAGGAAUUUACUGCUAAAAGCUACAGAGCCAUGAAGAGGGGCCAACAAUGUAAAUGGUUCUCAAGGUUUGGCUGCUCUGAUGUUAAGUGACCAUCUGCCCAGUGCCUCGACUUCAGCUAUGGCUUGUUAACUAUGGUUCACCUUAGUUAUGUGAGAGCCAAGCCAGUGAAUCCUAGGAAUGUUGGCAGCAUGGAAUGAUUGUGUCAAAAGAUUCACACCGAAGCAACAUCCUAUAAAUAACUAAGACCAGAGUGGUUUUGAGCAAUUGAACACUAGUCCAGGAUUUCAAAGUGAUGUCUGGGAGGAAUUUCCAGAUCUUCGGUAAUCAAACUGAAAAAUUAUGUGUUGUUUGGCAUUUUUGUAAAAAAAAAGCUAAACUUUGGGGGUUUGGUUUUUUAAAAAACAAAGUUUGAUAAUAUUUGGGUCUUCCUAGCAAAAACUCAACAACUUUUACUUUUUGAAAUACGGCAAUCCUAACACUGGUAAGAAGCAGAGGGAACUUCAGGGUGGUGGACCAUAGUCAGUCUGUGGCAGAAACACAUGCCAAUUGUAAGGGGAUUGACAUCUCCCACAUGCUCCUACUGAAAUAUAUUUUAAAAACCAGGUAUUCAUGAAGAAAGGGGCAUGGAUAGCAAACGGGUUCAGAAGUGGCAACAGCUUAAUUACAGUUUGGGGAGAGAGGAAGUCAAGUAAUAUGUUUAUAAGGUUGGAAGUUUAAAUAAUUAAGCUAAUUGGUGUUGUUUAUCUGUUUGUUGUUAUAUUCUUUGUUUUUACUUUCUUUUGUUUUUUGGUUGUGCAACGUUUGUUUUGUAUAAAACUUAAUAAAAAUUAUUGGGGGGGGAAAUAAAUAAAGUUUGGGGAGCGAGAGACAGAAUAGCUCAUCUCUUCUUUCAUAUUGACAGUGACUUCCUCCAAGGAAAUGUUUCGGCAGUGCCGGAUUAAACCAUGUGGAGGCCCUUAGGCAGCUGAAAUCUCGGG
Messenger RNA from Podarcis lilfordi (Lilford's wall lizard), 15453 nucleotides. The record is from the annotation of a GenBank genome assembly. Lineage: Eukaryota; Metazoa; Chordata; Lepidosauria; Squamata; Lacertidae.